Messenger RNA from Pomacea canaliculata, 11005 nucleotides. RefSeq names its product CLIP-associating protein 1-like. The coding region runs from base 1161 to 5483 and encodes 1440 amino acids. Gene Ontology annotation, cellular component: spindle microtubule; mitotic spindle; cytoplasmic microtubule. The record is from RefSeq and is a predicted model, not a curated record. Gene Ontology annotation, molecular function: microtubule binding. Lineage: Eukaryota; Metazoa; Mollusca; Gastropoda; Architaenioglossa; Ampullariidae. Gene Ontology annotation, biological process: mitotic spindle assembly. The transcript is spliced from 46 exons.
UGGUACGAGGCGGUCUUUUGUUGGCCGCACGGCAGUGGUCAGCGCUGCAUCCAUGUCUCCUGCUGUUGUUAUCAACGUACGCGCGCCCAUCGUUGUCUGGAUGAUGGUCCCCUAGCGCCGGACACGUGCCGGACCUAGUGCAAUGUGUCAGUGGUAGGGCUGCCAUCACCUUGUGAUUGUCACCUGCACGUGACGGUGUGCCGUGUGUUGUUGUAAAGUGUGAUAUUUUCCUGUUCGAACUCCUCGUGUGGUAUACGGCUCGGGUAACGCAGUGUCACCAUUUCUCCCCAAAGCGUGUGCAGACUGGAAUUCGAGUAAGAGUAUACCCGGCUUUGCAAUCCUACAGCCCUAGUGCAGCCGCUUACAUGUGGGCAGGAUAGACUCCACUUUCUUUUUAUGACUGACGUAACGGCCGUGGUGUUCUGGAGAACUCUGGGACCGCGCAUGUUGUGAACAUUUGGUGCACCUGGCUGAAGUACUUGACCGUAGAAAGUGGAAGUCGUGACGAAAGCAAACAGUCUUCCAGCUGGUGACCUGACCCCGCCGUGACCCUCCAUGACCUUUGUCUUCGACUGAAACGUUCUAGCAGCCAGAGUCGGGUCCCGCAACGUGGCUGGUCGUUGAUACGUUGGAGACAACGAGGAUAGAGCCAGUGUUGCAAUGGUAAAGAACAUUGCCACAGUGGGAUCGUGGGCCCCUGGGUUCAAAUAUCUUCGGCACCCAUGAUUUCUCGCUGGAUGUGUAAUACCUGUUGACAGACCUGGACACCCUCACCACGAUAUACCCUCAGUUGCUGACUCCAUGUAAACUCUAGCAGUGACUUCAUUGCUGUUGUGAGAAAUUCUUGUGAUCAUGUGAACAGUUACCAUCGUUCAUAAGAAGUUUCCACCGCCACCCAGAGACGAUGAAUUGAGGCAGCAACAGCAGCAGCAGCAGCAGGAAUAGUGUUCGUGAAGGCACGAGGUUGGGUGAGAAAUGUUUGAAGUCUGGUCACCAAUGUGGAGAGAGAACUGAAAAGCAGAGAGAAGUUCCUGACUCGGAGUCUGAGGAGGUUGUAAGGGGUAGAGAUAGCUCGCGAGAAGAUGGGCCCAUCUGGUGGCACGUGGAGGGCGGUGGUGCUGGAGUGAUGAGUCUGUCCGGCCAGCCAGGUGGCCAGCUGGAUGAUGAAUGCCUACCGCAAACGCCGGGAGGCCAGCAGAAAGGAGUCGGGACUGCCGCUGAGGGAAAGGCUAUACCAGUGCGUGCAGAGCGGCCCGCUGUCCGACAAGGUUCUGCGCCAUCUCACGGUCUCAGUCAAUGGACUAGAAGUGUUGUGCCUUAUGGUAGACCGGAUGGGAGAGGAGUUUAAGCCACAUAUAACUACAGUUCUUCCUGCUGUCAUUGACAGACUAGGAGAUGCUAAAGAUCAGGUUCGUGAUCAGGCACAACAGCUGUUGCUGAAGCUGAUGUUACCAGCAUCUUCCCCACAGUAUGUCUAUGAGCGGAUGGCUGGAGCAUUCGGUCACAAGCUGUGGCAUGUGCGUGAAGGGGUCCUGGUCUGCCUUCAAAACACAAUUAACAGAUAUGGAGCGCGCAGCUUGCAGUUGUCCAAAACUGUCCCAGCAAUUUGCAAACUUCUGGAUGACCAGAAUGGACAGGUGCGAGAUGCAGCAGUCAACACCCUGACAGAAAUUUAUCGCCACGUUGGGGAGAAAGUGAGAGUUGAUCUUAGCCGCAAAGGCAUUCCACAGCAAAGGUUGGCUCAGAUAUUUGCCAGGUUUGAUGAGGUGAAGGCAUCUGGAAACAUGUUGCCUACCGCUGAUAUGGAUCCCAUUUCUGCUGCAUCACGAGAAGAUGAAGUGGACUUUGCAAAGCCAGUCUCCACGAAAGUUCUCCAGUCCAAGAAAGGGUCGUCCAGUUCAGGUACAAAAGCCAAGGGAAUCCUCACAGCAUCCAAAUCAUCAACUGCUGUCGCCCAUAAGCGUCGCCGGUCAGGCUCAGCAAGCAGCUCGUCUGCAGCAGGUGCAGUGGAUGAAGAACUCUUUAUCAAAUCUUUUGAAGAUGUUCCUAAAGUUAAGAUUUUCUCAUCGCGAGAUAUGCUGGAUCAGAUUGCAAAAGUCAACACUGUUCUCUCAGACCCCAACCAGGAGUGGGAGAAACGAAUUGAUCAUCUCAAAUUAUUGCGAGCACUGGUGAUGAAUGGAGCAGCCGAACAUGAUGACUUCCACCAGCAGCUCCGGGUCUUAGAGCCAAGUUUUGUGCUUGCUGUCAAAGACCUCAGGUCUCAGGUGGUGCGGGAGGCAUGCAUCACUAUAGCCUAUUUGGCACAACAGCUGGGUAACAAGCUGGACCGCUGUGCAGAAGUGGUUUUGCCACCACUUUUCAUUCUCAUUCCUAACUCUGCCAAGAUCAUGGCCACCUCAGGCUGUGUAUGCAUCCGUUUCAUCAUCCAGUAUGUUCACUCCAGUCGCCUCAUUCCGAUAGUCACCAGCAACAUGUCAUCCAAAUCCAAUGCAAUAAGAAGACAAGCCUGUGAGUUUCUAAAUCAGCUGCUUCAUUCCUGGGGCACCCACACUUUGGAGAAGCACAUUGCCAUACUGCAAGAUGCCAUUCGGCGUGGCAUUAGUGAUGCUGACUCCGAAGCACGAGCAUUUGCCAGAAAAGCAUUCUGGGGAUUUGCAGAACAUUUUAAGUCUCAGGCAGAUGCUUUGCUGGGUAGUCUAGAUGUGUCAAAGCAGAAAAUGCUGCAAGGGGAGUUAAGUAACUCAUCCUCUAACAACUCCCUCAACAGUGCAGAAGGUCUGCGUCCUGGAAAACCACGUGCACGGUCUGCUAGUCAGGACCGUGCUCUUCCCAAGUAUGGAGGCACACUUGAACGCACAGGAUCCACACGUAAGACAUCAGCAGCCCGUGUGAGCUCGUCGAGAAGUGAUGCAGGCAGUGAUGUGGAUGUGGAAAUAGAGCCUCCCAAAGAUGUUAAUAUACCCAUAAGCCCUAGGCAGGCAGUUCCCAUUGUUCGCUCGCGGAGUGAUGUAGAUUUGAGUGGGGUGCAGCCUCGAGUCAACACCAGUAGGCCGCGAGCUUCGACACUGUUAGGCGUGCACAAAAUGGAAAAGGGCGCCACUACCUCAUUACCACGACAGAAAUCUAGCAGUCUGGGUACUAGUAAAGCUGUUUCAAAUCUUGUUACUCCGGAGAGGGCAGGCCGCACUCGAUCUCGGAUAGGCGUGUCUCAGUCCCAGCAGACAAGACCGGGCAGUAGGUCCACAUCACCUUCAUCACGAGGAAGCUAUCUGACACACACAGGUGGGGCAUCGCGUGAUCCCAUGACUCCUAAAGGCAAGCGCCGUUCAGGCAUUCCAAGAAGUCAGGGGACCAGUCGAGAAGCAAGCCCUAAUAGGGUAGCCUAUGGGCGUGAGCGGCGGUUGAGUGGAAGUAAAAUUCCUGGCACAUCAGGAGGUUUAAUUUCACAGAGAGUUUUACGCCCUGGCUCAGAUGUGGAAGAUGCCCUUCAUGAUGCUCUGUCACGCCCAGGGAGAAAACGCUAUGAUAUGUAUGACUCGGAUGAUGCGGCCAGUGAGACAUCCAGUGUGUGCUCUGAACGCUCUUACAGUUCAUACAGUGGACGUACUUCAGAGACCUCCUCUGAUGUGAUGGAUGGUCGUCAUGUCAAGGACAUGCAGGAGAUAUUGGCAUUAUUGGGCAGUGGUUCCUACACAGAGAGAAAAGACGGACUUGUGUCACUGCAGCAUCUUCUUCGAUCAGGCAGAUAUCUAAGCCGUGUUGAACUGAAGAAAGUUACAGAGAUCUUCUCACGAAUGUUUCAUGAUCCACAUAGCAAGGUGUUUAGCAUAUUUUUGGACACUCUUGUGGACCUGGCUAUGAUCCAUGCGCGGGAUCUGACUGAUUGGCUGUAUAUUUUGUUGACGCGCCUUCUGAACAAGACUGGUACUGAUAUGCUGGGCUCUGUCUUGGCCAAGCUCCAGCGUACCUUGGAUACUAUCAAGGAUACUUUUCCAUGUGAUCAUCAAUUCAACACAUUAACUAAAUUCAUUAUUGACCAAACACAGUCACCAAAUCUCAAGCAAAAGUUGACCAAAGAGAAGCAGUUCCAGGUCAAAAUAGCUAUGCUGAACUACCUUCAUUCACUGAUCAUGUGCAUGGAGCCUUCAGACUUUGUGAACACAAUGGAUACACGCCUAGCUAUAUCUCGCAUAAUCAACUGGACGAUGGAGCCCAGAAAUGUUGAUGUCAGAAAGAGUGCACAGCUGGUGCUGAUCAGCUUAUUCAACCUCAACCCCCCAGAGUUCUCUCUCAUGCUUGCUGCUCUUCCCAAAGCAUUCCAGGACGGUGCCACCAAGAUUCUCCACAGCCACAUGCGCAGUGCCAGCGAUGCCACUUCUGAUGUCCUUUCUCCACGUAAUGCUACUUCUCCACCUGCUGGGCAGCAGAGGAGCCGUCCUCCUUCCAGACAAAGCUUGGGGCAGCCAGAAGAUUUUGAAACAGAAAACAUGAAUCCAGAGGACAUCUACAACUCCAUCAAGAAGACAUCCGCAGACAUUCAAAACCUGAGCUUGGGCACAAAGUUAGAUGGUUAUGAUGAUAUCAAGAAGAAAAGGGAGUUUGCUUCUCAGGACAGUGGAAUCCAGGAGUUACGAAAUGACAGUCCAGAUGGAGUAGAUGCUAGAAGAGGGAACUUGCACAUGUACAAUCCCAACCAGUAUCAGGAUGAUCACACGAUUAAUGGGUUUAGCAAGAUGAGCCUGCAUGAUGAUGAAGCAGGAGUUUACGAUAAAAGAGUGACCAUACCAGAGAUUCUUAGAGAGUUGUCUAAUCACAAUGAAAGGGUACGAGAACGACGUCGAAUGCUAGAUGCUUUGCUCAAACUGGUGCGGGAUAAUGCCAUCACAACAGAGCAAUGGGACGAGCAUUUCAAGUCCAUCCUGCUUAUUCUCAUUGAGACAUUUGGAGACAGUGACAAAACCAUGAGGAUGGAUGCCUUGAUUGUGUUUCGUUCCAUUCUGAAGCGACAGCCUGCCCGUUUCCGUGAUUAUGCAGAACUGACCAUCCUCAAGAUCUGUGAAGCUCACAAAGAUCCGUCUAAAGAUCCUGGCGAAUUUCAGGUGCAGCGUGCAGCUGAGGAGUGCGCACUGGUCAUUCCUACAGCCAUCAGUCCUGAACAGGCUCUUCCAAUCCUCAACUCUAUAAUCCAGACCGCCAAGUUCCCCAUCCAUUGGGCAGCCAUCAAGAUGCAGGUUGAGGUGGUAAAACUGGUCAGCCCUGAGGUCUUGACGCGUGCAUUGGCAGACACAGUUCCUGGCCUCCUCAUGGGCUAUGAUGACAGUGAUAGCAGGGUCCGUAAAGCCAGUGUCUUCUGUCUGGUCAACAUUUACAUGGCUGUAGGAGAGGGCCUUCGACCGUAUUUAACAGAGCUCAACAGUAGCAAGACAAAACUUCUGAACUAUACAUCAAAAGAGCACAGGAAGACUCCAAGAGUGGUAUGACCUCUCCAACCACCUCUGACACAUGAUGAGGUUGCAACCAUCGUCUCCUUCUUCUAAGAUGCUCUCUGCAAGAACGUGUACAUGAAUAAAGUGCAUCAGUGACAUGUUUUCCACAUGACUGAUGGAGUGCCAGCAGAGUGGGACAAAGCUGAUGAAUAGUGCUCAUGGUUAUUGUGUGCCCUCCCCAGUGUUCUUUUAGUUUUCCUUGUGUUUGGGUGGUGAAGAGACUUUCUCACACAAUCGUCACUGUGUGUAUUCUCAUCAUCAGAAGUGCGGCUUUGGAUUCUUCCUUGCUGUGAUGCAGUGGAUGAUGUGUGCUUGCGUCAGCAGAUAUUGAAGUAGGGCAGUUCACAUGCACUGUUAGUGGCAUGCAUGCACCAGCUACUUGGUGCAAACAGUGACAGCAGCACAGCAAAUGUGAAGAAUCUGGAGGGAAGAUAAUUUUUUUCUCUCUUUAUCUUCAGAUUAUACAGUGCAAUGUGAUUUGCAGAUGAUGGAACAUUGGUAUCUACACAUCACAGCUUAUUUGCAUUGUUGGAAAAAUUCAUAGCUGUCAUGAAUGCUAGUGUGUCCAGAAUUUUGUCUUUCACCUUCAGUGGGGACAAAAAAUUCUGCUGCCUGCUUUGCGACUUUUACAGGGACUGAUUCUGUUUCUGUGCAGUGCUUGCCCUACCUAUCAUGUUUAUGCAUGCAAGACAUUAAGUUGCUUCCCUUGUUUUUCCAUUCUGUUGUGGGACAUGAAGAAAAUGGUAAACAAUUCUGUGGUUUUUUAAAAAUUAGUUUUAUAAAAGUGUGGAUUGGUGAUAAUUUAAAAGAAAGUUUCUUUCCUCUUGGUGUUUGUAAGAUUGCAAUAAUUUGUAAGAAAGAAUGGCAUUUUGGGGAGUUAUUUUAAAAAAUGAAAUGCAAAGAAUGUGAAUUUUCCAGAAAUAUCAGGCGGCAUGUGGCGAUGAAUGGAGGUAGCAGAUCUCAUGUUUAGGAUACGCUACUUGCCAAGCUGAAUGAAUUCUUUAAAAAUUAAUAAACUUGUCUGUCUUCUAUUGGAAGGGAAGGCUAGACAAAAACAUUAAAAGGAAACACCUUCGUGCUACCCUUAAAACAUACUCGAGGAAUGUAGAUCUUCAAACUGAAGGGAGAGCACUGAUGUUCUCUUGGUGUUUGUAGUUGUACUUCCUCAGUGUUAUUUAUAGAUUAUACAGAAAUCAUACCCUGGUGGCGGUGUUGCUGUGUUGCUUGUGUGAAAUCUCCAAAGAAGUAAUAGAGCAGCUGGUCCUUCCAUCUGGGUACCAGGACUAUAUAGAGUCAUUGAAUGUAAAUGUUCAUUGACCCUUGCCUGGCUUUUAAUUGCUAAUCAUACGUAUGCUUUGCUCCUGCACCAGACGAAUGCUAUAUGCUUCCAUCAGUAGUGGGUGUAACAUCUGAACUUUGACACCAUAGAACGAAAAAUAGUAUUUUGUUUCAGAUGAUUCUGCCUGCACACCACACAUCCCUGAUCAUUUUAACGCCUUAUUUUUACUGAUUUGAAUAGCUGCUGGUGACAAAAUGGGUGUAAUUUGUGUUCUGCUAAUGCUUAUACGGCGUUAAGUUUAUGAAAGUGGCAAAACAGUGUGCAUAUGUUUGUGCGUGCUCAUGUGCAAGUACAGCUUGUCAUUAACGUUCUCAGGUCUAAUCAUACAACUCAUUCACCAACAUGCAUUUAGGAGUGAUUACUGCAAGAAGUGCCAGAGUAGAAGGCAAAGAAACUUGUGCUUGUUAUAUGUUCUGCAUCAUGAAAUAUUUUAUCAAUAGUGUCUAACAGGAAAUCCUAAGUUUUCUGUGACUUAUCGAUGUUGCAGAUCUUUUUUACUUGCAUAUAGUGCAUAGCAGGCUUUUGAUAGAACAUUGAAAUGUCUGCUGUGGCCACUAAAAAUAAAACCAGAUGAUUAUUAAAUAAGAGUAUGCCUGUAUGUGUGUGUGUUUAUGUGUGAGAGAAAAUGUUUGGCAUUCUUUUACAUUUAAAAAAAUCACCACACAAUGAUUUAUUGUUCCAAAGCACUUAUGAACAUCUAGAUUUCACCCCCAUCAGUGCUAGUUUGAGGGAGAUGAACGAGCAGAACUUAUUAGAGGCUGUUAAUUAUGAGUUUUAUAUUAGCAUUGUCAUUUAACUUUUGAGUUUAUUUCCUCAUCAGCGCAUUGUCUAAUCAUUAGGGUAAGAGAUUUCACCAGUAAAAAAGAACAGAAGUUGUGGAAUAAGAUUGUUGUUGCACUUGCUUGUGUUUGCUACUGUUGGGGAAAUAGUUUGGUGUGUAUGGGGGGCUUCACAAAAUUGAAGAGUUGCUGGUGAUAAAAGAAGCCUUUUGAUAUUUAUAUAAUAAUAUAAAAAUAUUGAAAAAUAAAGUCCUUUUCUUGCAAACUUCAUCUUGCCUUUUUUUUUCUGUCUUGGUCGGGGGUACGACUGUAUGGUCUGCAUCAUUCCACUUUCAUAAAAAAAAGUCUGAUCGUGUAAUUUGUCCUUCGCAUUGGUUCAUUUUGCUUUCUGAUGUAUAAUUCUAUCUUUAGAGCAUAAUGAAUAAAAGAACAGAGUGUGAGGGAAGGUGCUAAAGGGUUAAGCAAUCUGAGUGUAACACCAUAUGCUUGUCAAUUCUUUCAUCUGUUUCUCACUCCUUUGACUUUUCUUUUUUUAUAUGUUUAAUUAUUUUGCUGCUGAAACUGGAAACAAAAGAUCUUUGUGCGAUCAUACCUGAAAACAUAUUUUGGAGGUCCAGAAAUGUACAUAUGUUUCCAUACCUAUGAACUGUACAUCUGCACACAUGUGAUAGAGCCAGAUAAUAAAAAUUUAAACAUUAUGUAAGCCUUUAUAACUCAUCAGUACUUUUAUUGGAAGGGUUGUCAUGAACAGGCUUGCUAUCAGCCAAUAGAUGUUGCGUAAGAGGCGCCUUAUGUGGAUGGCUUGCACAAAGUGUCAAAAAAAUUGUACUUUUGGUGUUUGCAAAGGGCCAUGCCUUAGGUCUUUGUCAUGCAUUGAUGGUCAUACAAUAGCAUGGCAACAGAUUAGCAGGAUAUGCUUGAUGACUUAAGGAUUUAUCGUUGCUGCAAUACCCAGCAUGUGUGGAAUGUGUGCAGUUUGCUUAUUACUAUUCAUAUAGCUGUUUGCUCAUUGAAGCCUGGAUUGGAUUGAUUUAUAAAUAACAGAGCUACUUGUUUUUUAGAGGAAGGAGUCAGUUUGCUAUAGCUGUAGAAUUGCUUUUAGACCUGAGAGUGUUUACAUUCAUAAUGCAGCCGAGAAUCUCUUUAAAUAAAAAGGAAAUCUCCAAUUUUAGCCAUAUCAGAUUUGACAGAAAUAUACUGUGACGUAGUGUGAAUACAUUUACAUAUUUGGCAAUAUUUUACACUGAAGCAGGUAUUUUGUAGAGGAUAAAUAAGCAGAAUAAACUGUUGUCGCCUAACCUUUUUUUUUAAUGAUAUAUUCAGUUUUUGUGAUUUCUAUUUACAAUUGAAACAAAAUUGUGGUUUAUUUGGUGCUUGAUCUUGAAGAGUAAUUUUAGCAUUUCAGAUUCACGGUUUUUUACAGGACCUGAAACAGAAAGUACUAUUUUUGUUUUGUGUAGUCAAGAUGUUAUCAUAUAUUGCAUACGAUGAUUAAAAAAGUGUUUUUGUCGCUAGACUUUAUGCAAGUGAUAAUUGGAGUGGAAUGAGAGAAUUAGAAAAGAAUUUUCUGGAGUGACCCACAUAAACACUGAAUGUGCUUAUCAUUGACCUACCUAAACAUUUAAUAUGAUUAUUAUUGAACUUUGAAAAAUUGUUAUGUAUGUGUACACUGGCACUAUUAAUUUAAUGAUAUUUUUCUUUUAAGAAGAUCAUGGAUAAGGGUGAAAUGGUAAGGGCUGAGAACUGGUACCUAUUAAUUGAAAAGCAACAUCAACCACAUGAAAACAAAUACUUAUGAGGCUGACAGUUGUAGGUGUGAAAAUGACAGUUUUUUUGGGAAACUGCUUUUUUACCAGCUGCUGUUGGAAAGCAAAUAAACUGUGACUGUUUUGUGAACAGGUGGUUUCUGUUCCCCUUUUCACAAACUGUUUAUGGACAUGGAAUUAACUUAAUUCCACUCCUCUUCCCCCAGCUCCAGAAUUUACACAUCAUCUUGUUUUUGGGUAUCUUCCUUGUGCUAUGUCUCAACAAAUGUUUGGAUCAUGUUGUUGCUAGUUGAGAAAUGAGUUAGUGACUAGUGUCCUGAAUAAGCCACUAACUAAGGUGAUUCACAUUGUGAAGAUGUUGGUAUACAGGAGUCAUAAAGAAAUUCUCAUUUGUGUUUAAGGCAUGCAGUUGCAUUGUGUGAGUGAUAUUAUUGGAAACACUUUGCUGUACCUGCAUUGGAUGUAUGUUAUAAAGGUAUGCUGAUCUCUACUUCAGUCACAAGCUUGGACAGUUCUUUGACAUGGUUAACCAUUUAUCUUCAUUCUGGCUUUUUUUAGAACUACUGCUCCCCUUCCCUCCUUGUGCUUCCACGUAUUUGUGUGCAUGUCCCUGCAGUCCUCUUGUGACAUCACAUUUCACUGCAUGUUUCUCUGUGAAUAGGCUUGCUUCCUUUUCCUCCAUCUUUGUCAUGAUGCAGAAUGUCUUUUACUGUGAAGCAGAUCAGCAGCAGUGUUGAAAUUGUGUUUUUGUGAUUGUUUCUUUUUGUUUUAUAAAGUUUUACAAUGAAAAGAGAUGUUGUGUGUGAAGAGUGCAUGUUUAUUGGCCAGUGAUGGGUAUGGAUCAUUGAGUUCUUUAGAAAUGAAGAUUUAGAAGUAAGAGUUUAAAAGGUAUAACAUGACAGCUUGGUUUUGGUUUGAGAAAAUGCAAUGUUUACUGCAUUUUCCAUAAUAAUUGUUCUAGGCUAUUAGUUUUUUUUUAAUUAGAAGAGGGAUACCAUUAAGUUUUUUGAAUGUAAAGCUUCCUUGUGAAUGAAAGUAUACACGUGUAUUCUUUUUUUAAAAAUGUUUAUUUUUGCCUGUAUUUGACACCCAAAUUUCUUAGCACAGGAACAGGUUGUUUUCUUGCAAUAUCAUAGUGGACUCCCAACACAAAAAACUGUCCAUUUUUAAUGUGUAUGACACCUUUUAUAUUUCUUUCCAUUGGUUCAAUAUUUUGUCCAGGAUGUGCACAUGGCAUGUGUGGUUGUGCAGAUAGAUCAAAACUGUAUGUGCUUUUUUUUUUUUUUUGGCUGAAGGCUUUUCUAGCCCGGCUUUGGUUGCUAGAUGCGUGCCAAAUGUGAAAUAGACCAAGGUCAGUACCUAAUGCUGCCCGAACACAUGAACUUGCAUGAAUAUAAAUAUUGUGAAUAUUUAUGUAUGAUGUGUUUUGUUGAGUGUUGGCUCACUUUGUGUAAUUUUAAAAGCAUCACCUAUCUCAUCGGAGCUUCGUCGUUUGUUUUUUUUACUCCAGCUGUAACAAUGUUGUCAGAUCAUUAAAAAAUGUCAGAAUGUAAGCAAUUACCACCUGAGAAGUGAUGUGUCAAGUUUGUUAAACUGUUGAUUGAACAGUCAAUAAAUACAAUCUUUUUUGUA